Molecule: messenger RNA, 9117 nt
Organism: Schistosoma haematobium
Lineage: Eukaryota; Metazoa; Platyhelminthes; Trematoda; Strigeidida; Schistosomatidae
Exons: 9
Coding region: 2021-4480 (819 amino acids)
Biological process (GO): TOR signaling; cellular response to starvation; positive regulation of cell growth
Cellular component (GO): cytoplasm; TORC1 complex
Molecular function (GO): protein binding; protein-macromolecule adaptor activity
Source: RefSeq, a predicted model, not a curated record
AAGAGAUUUCCAUCUCACAUUUGUACCUUCAACUUUAAAUGACUAUUUUCAGUAUUCAGUUAAACAUCAAUCGGGAUUAUACUGUGACCAAAUAAAGUUUUAGCUUUUAUUUCUCUAAUGUUGUUAGUUUAUUUAUUUAUUUUUCUUACUUCUCCUUUUUCCCUCUGUAUAGAUUCGUGAAAAGGUAUGUAAUAUGUUGAUUACGUAAUGAAAUAUUAAUUUUAUUAAUUUAAUGUUAUUGUUGUGUUGUAAAUUAAUUGUAGAAUGCACCAUAUAAGUCACUUGAUUUAUAUGCAGACUGUGAUACUACCCAGAUGCCCAAACCGAAGUAGGUGGUUUUCUUAUGGGGCCACAUCCGGAGCCUAAGACCUAAAGGUCUGAUCCACAAGGCAGUGGAGCAUCGUGAGGAGAUGCAGUCCCAUGGUAGCUGGUGAUCAACGAUUGGUUCAUACGUCAUUUGUUCCUGCAGGAUACUGGAACCCAUGUUCACCAUUGGUUUGGAAUGAGGGUUUUCCAACUCCUGUAGGUGGACUCUUCAUAUUCACCAACCCGGUUACAGCGCCGGACAUUAGCUUUUCGUCCUCUCAAUUUCGUAAACAACAACUCUGUCUUGAGAAGGAAAUGAGUAGGACUUCGCUGGUAGAGGCUGUUUACGCGUGUCCAUGUGAGAGCAUUUCGAGAGGGUGGGAUGACUCUCCCCAUCCUGUUCCGUAACAGGGCAUUUGGUGGCAAGUUCUCGCACCUCAUUAUCACAAAUGUAGAAAGCUCAGUCGAUUUUCUCUUAUUUACUUCAUUUGUGAUGUUGAUGAAAUAACUUUACGCCAACUGAUGACGUGUUUGUUAUGUAGCAGUUUUCUUCGUUCUAUUCUAUAACUGUGAAAUGUGGUCUUUGAAAAUGGGAGAUAUUCGUAGGUUACUGAUAUUAGAUCAUAGAUACCUUCGAACAAGUGCUCGUGUACUUUGAGGCUAUAGGGCCAGCAGUUCUGAAAUCAGACAUAGAGUACUAGUUACGCACUACAAGUUUAUUGAUGAGGUAGUGAAUCACUAUCGAGAGUGAGAUGUUUGGAUCACGUAUUAUUUAUUUCUAUUUAACUACCUCGACGCGUUAUGAUUGGUGGUGUUAGAAUGAGUAGAUUGGAAGAAAGCUAUGGAUAGCCAGACCAAGACAGGGGAUCAGUCCAUGAAGGUGCUAAUUAUUGGACUGAGCCAUGUAGUUCGGUCCCAAUUACAUAGUUGGAGCUUACGAAAUUAUCAUAAUUAUUGGUUUGAGACUUUGAGUAACCUGUUUGAUAGUGUCACUAUGGACUGGUGCCACAUUUUGGUGUAGUGAUUCUUUGCUUCCUUUUAACAUAUUCCCAUUAUUUCUUGAAAUCGGUGGUAGCUGUUGCUACGUAACACAUAGUCUGUCACUUUGGUCUAUAAAGAAUAGGCCAAAUGAUAUUUAGGAAAUAAAUUGAUUAAUCAGUAAGUAGUCCCAAGUGCGACAUUUAUUCAUUGGUUAAUAAAACAGUUGUUUCCUUGUAACAUGAAACUUCUUAAAAGUUCACAUUCAUGAUCUGAUUAACGAAUGAGUUGUAGAGGAAUUUCAUAUAUUUCCAGCUUCAAAUCAUUGCAUGGUAUUAAAAGACUAUAAUCUCUUUAGUAUCGAUUACAUCUUUCCAUAACUUCUUAUUCUGACUUUUGGAAUUCAUCUCAAAAUUAGUCAGUCACUAAAUAACCGUAUGGCUAUUGUCAUAAGUCUAUUGGUAUUGACUCAUCCACCGUACUUGUCUUUAAGCUAUCAAUGAGGUAUAAUAACUAAUCUUACCUCUUAGUUACGUAAACAGGAAUCGAUUAAGCCAUCUAUUCAAACUUGUUGCUUAGUAGCUGAAGGUCUAGCUCCUUAACCACUAAACCACCGCUUCAACUACUUUUCGGAAUAAAGGUCUUUGCAGCGAAAUUAAGUAAUUUGAUCAAAUAAGUUGUUCAUUAUUCCCUGAAUUACCUGAAAUCAGUUCAAGUUGUGAAUUACAAAUAAUUCAUGUUGCAUUUUAUUGCUUUCCAAAACUUUGAUUUCACCGACUGUUUUUAUAUUUACUCAUUGUUUGUUUUUCUUAUCACUUCGCUGUUGGUGAUUGUCAAAAAGGCUGAAUUUCAAGCUAUUUGUUACAAUUCACCAAAUAAUAAUGAUAAUAAUGAUAAAUUUAUAACAAAUGAAGAUACAACUUUAAUCUCAUCAUUGAAUACAUCAUUCACAAGUAGUAAUACAUCUAAUGACAAUGCAUCAAAUACUGUAAACGAGUUGAAUUCUACACCUGAUAACAACAAUUCAAGCCGUUUUUCAGAAAAUGCUUCUAUUAAAGAACUAAAUUCUAAUACUAUUACAUCAAUUACUACUAAUUCUGCAUUACAAAUGACAACUACUAAUCCCUCUUCUAGUUCCCUUAUUCAUUCUGCACAAUUCCCUGGUCGACGACAUCAACAAACUGAUCAACGGUUACGUGUAUCUGUCACAAAUUCUCCACAAUCACCUAAUACAAUAAUCUCUAAUAACACUGUAACAUGUGAAUUACCGGCUACUACUACUAAUAGUAGUGGUAGUAAUAGUAAUUACCCGUCAUCACUAGAUACUGUACAUACGCAGUUUUUUGCUUGGUCUUGUCGAUGGUUUACUCGUCCACUUUUAUCUAAAUAUGGACAAUUGAACAAUGGACAAUCGAAAAGUCAAACUACCUCAAAAAACUCCUUCGAUUAUGAACCAGUCUCAUUGGGUACAAUCUCUAUUGAUCCAAAAGCAGUCGCUUAUACAGAUCGUGUAAAUCGUUUAAAAAAACAACGAAAAAUUUCUCAUCUAGGACGUUUACAAUGGGAACGUGUUGCUGGACAAAUUUCACAUCCAAUAGUUACAUCUAAUUCAAAUGUUAACACUACAACAACUACAAUCAGUCGAAAUAUUUCAUUUUGUAAUUCAACACCUAUCACUACUACUACUUAUAAUAAUAAUAUUAGUAGUAGUGUUGGUAUGAGUAACAUGAGUAGAAGUCGUAUUAGUCUUCGUAGCAAUGAUAGUGGUGAUAAUAAUAUAAAUAAUUCCCUAGAUAAUUAUUGUUUACAUCCUAUAGCUUUUUAUAAUCAUCAUCUCAAUCAUGGCAAUAAUAAUAAUAGUAAUAAUGAUAAUUAUUGUUCUAUAUCAAGUCAAAUGAAAUUUCAUCCAUAUCAAUCUCAUUUAGUGAUGAUUAAUUCAGAACGUAAAGGUGUUACAAUACAUUCAACGAAAAAUUUAAAACUUUUACAUUCAAUUAAUACAUUCACUACAAAAUCAUCAUUAUUCCCUGAUUUUCCUUCAACUAUAGACGGAUAUUCACGUGUUGGAUAUGUCACUGAUAUUGAAUUUAUAAAUGCAGAUGAAGAGGAAAGUUUAUUGUUAACUGCAACCGAUGAUGGUUACAUUCGUAUAUGGCGUAAUUAUACACAUCAUCUUGGUCAAGAUCCUGAAAUUCUUACUGCUUGGAAUGGAAUAACAGAUUUAUAUCAAACUGAUUAUCCAGUUGGUGUUGUUGUACAUUGGAGUCAACAAGCAAAUCAACUUAUUGUAUCCGGUGAUACACGUAUUAUACGUAUAUGGGAUUGUUUAUGUGAAUCUAGAUUAAGAGAUAUUAAUACAGGAUCAGAUACAUCAGUGACAUGUUUAACAAAAAGUAUAGAUAAUCAUUUAUUAGCUGCUGGAUUCAAUGAUGGUGGUAUACGUGUUUGGGAUGUACGUAUACCAUCUUUGAAUCAUAUUAGUUGUAAUAAUAUUAGUGGUAGCAGUAGUAGUAGUAGCAGCAAUGAUAGUCUUAUUUUCAACAGUCAAGCUGAUACUGCUAGAAUUUUCAAAGUUGUCUUUUCAUCAACUAAUCGAUUAUAUGCUGUUGGUGCUAUGGGUGGAAUUGGUGCUUGGCAUUUAUCAUUUCCAACUGAGAAUAAUAACACUACCCCUACAACAAUCACUUCAAAUACUCCACUUUUAUCAAAUUCAUUGAAUUCUAAUAACAAUAAUAAUGGUGACAGUAUUUGUCAUGAUCAUAUCAAUCUAUCAAAUCAUCCACGUCGAUAUAUAUCCACAGUGGUUAGAUCAUCAACAAAUAAUACUAUUAAUAAUUCUUCAACAACUCGACGAUUUCGACGUUUACCUUGUCCACCACGUUUAUCUUUACCAAUGAAUUCAUCGGUUAAUUGUGCUGAUUUAUUGGUUAAUCUAUCAUCACCACAUGCACAUCUUGCGUUAGCUGGUAUUCGUGGUCAAUCAAGUAUUUCAUUACAUCGUAUUCAAGAUGGUAGUUUACAUUCUUCUAUCAGAAAUUUUAAUAUUACUAACAAUAAUAAUUUUGGUCGUGAACAAUUUGGAACUCCCAUAUGUUGUGCUUUUCAUCCAAACGAGCCAUUGAUUGCAGCCGGUUUCCAUGAUCGAACACUUGUUCUUUUAAAUGUUCAAAAUAAAUCCAUAAACAAAGAAGUAUAAAAUCAAUUGAAGACUAUUUUAUCACGCAUAGAGACACACACACACACACACUUUGUACAUGAUUCAUUUCUUUUUUCAUUCAUUCUUUGCCAACUAUUCAAUUAUUAUCAAUGAUAUGUUUAUUGUCUAUUUGUAUGUUUGUUGGUUACAUAAUAAACAAGAGUAGAUUAUUAUUUAUUGAUUUCAGUUCAAUAGAAAUGAAAAGAAUCAUACUUAUCAAUGUUUCAUUAUUUAUCAUUGUGAAUAUCCCUGUGAUCAUUAUCAUCAUCAUGAAUAUUUUUAUCGUUUCUCAUCUAAAUGAACAGAUUACAUGAAUGAAUACUCUUCAUUGUUUAGGAAUCUACACACACACACACAGAUAGACGAAGAUAAGCUUAUUGUUUCCAUAUUGUCCAUAAUUCUUUUAACUUGUAAUUUCUGUUCUAGAAUUGUUUAUAUCGAAAGAAGAAAACAAAAAUGAGAUGACAAGUUUUUAUGUUGAUUAAAUUGUUCUUUUCAUUGUUCACUAUGUAUGUAUCUACGUUAUGAACAAACACUUUCUUGGUAGUAGUCAUGGUGCUCUGUGGUGGUGGUGAUGAGGUUGGGGUUCUCAUUUACUUAGUCGAUAUGUUUAACAUGAUAAAAUUGUCAUUAUUUUUUAUUGAACACUAAUAUUCAAUGUAAUUCAUACAUCAUUCAUUCAUUACCAUUGUAGAUAGAUACUGUUCUAGUUGUGAAGUUUAUAUAGAAAAGAAUCUUUUUUUUUUUGUAAAGAUAAAUCCAAGUCGUUGGAUUCAUAUUUGGAAGUGCUUUUUAACUAAAACAUUAAAAGCAAAAAGAUAAUUGAAUUAUCUUUGUAAGUGUGCAUCAAUUAGAAUGACAUGUUGUGUUUCAUCACAUGCUGUUCUGCUGCAAUUUAUUAUAAUCAUGAUGUUAAAAGUGUAUGUAUGUAUGUACGACAUAUGAAUGUGUAUAAACACUAGUGUUCUUUUUUUUAAAGUUAUACUCGAUCUUCUUGACAACAUUUCUAUCUAUUUGGGAUUGUUUCGUUUUACAACUAUUCUGUUCAUAUACAAUGAGAAAAGAAUUCACAUCGAUCAAACGGUUUUUGUUUGCAUUAAGUCAACUUGGCAAGAUUUCCAACUUGAUUAACCCGAUUUGGGGAACUGCAUAUGCCUUGACGUGUGACGUUCGAGAAUAGAUACUGAUAUUGUUUCUGACUGGAUAAGUGUUAUAUCUAGAGCUUAGAUUCUUAAUAUGCCGCGUAUAAUUUGAGCACUGGAACGCUAGAACCCUCUCAAGUCGCAAAUAAGUCAACAUAGUCUGUACCGAUGAAUAAUAUGUCAUCGAGAUAGGCCGCAGUACCUGGAAUACCUUGUAGCAUGGCGUUCAUAACUGUUUACUGUCAAGUAAUGCUUACACUCUUCCGCCAGUGUAAUCUGUAGGUCCAGUUUUGCAAAAUACUCCCCCCAUUCAGUUUCGCAAAUAAGUCUUCUGGUAACAUUGAAGUGUACUGAUAGGUUUUCAAGUAAUUCAUUUCAUCCAGUGACAUAAUCUGCGCAUAGCCAUAUACCUCCAGUAUACUAUUUAACAAUCACUAUUGGUGCUGCUCAAUCAGAAAAAAUCACUGGUUCUAUGGUUGCACUUCUUUGUAGGCGUUCUGAUUCUUGUUCAACAAUAGGUAGCGCUGCAUAUUGUACAGGUCUUUUGGAUAGAGAGUUGCUCCAUGUUUGAGGGUUAAUAAUGCUUUAGUCUUCGUACAUUCUCCCAUUCCUUCUUUAAACCGGUGUUCGUUUACAACAUAAAUUUGGUCAUGCAAGUUCACUAAUUCCAGAUGAAGAAGCAGAUAAUGUAGGAGAGGUCUUACCUUAAUCGAACGGGGAAAAAUCAUACGACGUAUCAAAGCAAGCAGUGAUAAAAGCCGUUUAGUUAACAGACCGGCAAACCGCCAAGCAGCUGCUCAGUCGAGUGCGAUUUGGAGAUAGGAUUUGAUCGCAGUCAAAAAAUUUAUGAGUAGUAUAAUCGGGGACAGAAAGUCAAUGGAUCCGACGACUCCCACUGAAUGUCCAACAGAUCCUUGCAUUCGGGAUAGCGAUGCAGACAUAGACAAAACUAAAAUAGCCGAUAGGAUUUAUGAGACAAAGGCACAACUUCACAGAUGAAAGAGUCGAUGCAUUACAAAAACAGAUGUUAUGUUAUGUGCCACAAACUGAACCUAAAUCAGAACGACAGUGAGAUGUGGUCGCGAAGUUGAUCGAGAGAUAGAAGCCGAUUAUGCUCUGGGAGACGCUCAACUCCUACAAUAUGCCGGUAGCACCAAUCGUCCGACGUCAGAGCGCGAAAAUAUAAAUCAUGCAAAUUUAAACGAUCUCAUCGGUUGUCGGAAAAGGCUGCGACAUCUAGCACAGGUCCUAGAAACAAUAGUUUAUGUACAGGACAGUAACAGGAGAUCGAUUCUUAGUAGACACGGGGGGAGGGAUAAGCGUCGUGCCCUCAGUGAGCGACAAACAUUAGUACGACACUAACCCUGAUGCAGCAAACAAAUCCGAUAUAAAAACACAUGGAAAGCGACAACAAACCUUGAAUUUUGGUAGUAGUACUUCAUUUUGCUGGGAAUUCAUUGUCGCAGAUGUAUGCGACUAGUAGAUUCCCGACGAAAACGGGCUGGUGAAUGGAGACCAUUCAGUAGCUAGAAAAAGAGUGACCACCGAUCACGUAUCUAUGAAUUUAGUAGGGUGAAAAGACGAGAGUGAUAUAGGUAGUAGGAGUCAACAGAUUUGGCGAGGGCAUCAUGAGAUAAUAUAGAUCUUAAACAUACUGUGCAGCACCAUAUUUUAACGAAAUACCCACCGACAAAUGCAAGACCACGAAGGUUAGACCCAAAAAUGGCUAAACGAGAACUCCAAAGAUUGAUGAUCAUAAGGCUAUCUAACAGUCCCUGGUCAUCCCCGUUGCAUACGGUUCAGGCCAUGUGGAGAUUGUAGAACCCUCAACAGACAAACUGUGGCAAAUAGAUAUCCGGCGCCGCACAUCCACCACAUUACUACUGAUAUGGAAGAUUCCUCGAACUUUUCAAACAUUGAUCUUGUUCGGGCUUAUUACAUUCCCAUGGCGCCAGAAGAUAUAACAAGAACGGCGAAUGCCCUUUGAAUUAACUAAUGCAGCCCAAACCUCCCAGCAAUUUAUUGGUCAGGUUGUUGGAGGUUUGACAGAAGUAUACGCAUAUAUCGAUGAUAUACCAGUAGCCAGCGCUACCGUAGGAAAUCUACGACAGUUGUUUCUGAAACUUCAAGAACAUGGCGUCACUAUUAACGUGGAAAAGUGUGAGUUUGGAAAGGAAUCAUUGCGAUUCCUGGACCAUACGAUAAAUUCUCAAGGUAUAAUGCCAGUUCCAACAGACGGUGCUUCUAUUCGUAGUUAUCCGUUUCCCGAACCACAAAAGAAAUUACGACGAUUGUUGGGACCAAUAAAUUAUUACGGAAAAUUUAUUCCAAACUGCGCAAUAAUAUUACAAACAUUAACGGACACUUUGCGAGGACAUACCCGAAAAUUUCAUCUGUCAAUAGAGGCUAUAUAGGCGUAUAAGAACGCUAAGCAAGUGCUAUAUAGGACGAAGUUAGUACCAGCCGUGAUGACAAACGCAUAGAACAUAGCAAUGGGGGCCAUACUGCAGCAGUUGGUAAACGGCACAUUGAAACCACUUUCGCUUUCGGAGAAUUUUUAUCGAUUUACUUGGCAAUAAAGCAUUUCCGACAUAUGAUAGAGGGUACCAUUUUCACAGUGUAUACAGAUCGUAAACCCGUCACGAAAGCAUUAAAUGUCAGGCAGGAUAACUAUUCGUCGAGGGAAAUUCGAAUUUAUUUCCCAAUUUAUGUCUAGCAUACAGGAUAUUAAAGGUAAUAAUAACGGAGUGGCACACGCGUUUCCCAGAACAAUGAUAAACGCCCUCAUCCAAUAUGAAAUCCUUUAUCAAAAAUUACCAGCAUUGCGAAAUAUGGAUGUUGAGCUAGACAGACUAGGGUCUGCCAACACAACCACUUUGGCACUAAAAGAAAUUCCAUUCGAAAAAGUAAACAUCACGUGUGCUACUUCUACGGGCCGACAACUACCACUUUUUCCUAAGCCACUAAGAUAAAAGGUUUUUGGAGCUAUGAAUAAAAGCCACAGUCAAACUAAUCAGCGAGUGUUUUGUAUGGCUAAAUUAAGAUAUAUCGUUACAUUACUUCCGUAGUAGGUCUUUUCCGUCAUCAUGAUAGCACGUUCAAGCAUAUACAUGUCGAUAUUGUCGAACCGCUGACGAUUUCACAUGGUUUUAGUUAUAUUUUCACCCGCAUUGAUAGAUUCACGUGAUGGCUUAUAGCAGUGUCCAUGAAAGACAAAUUCAGCUGAAAGAAGAAUCCAGUAACGACAAAAUAUGGUCACAACGACACAUAGCUAUUAUUCGUAUAAACUUCUAAAAGCACUUACUGUAAUUUAUUGAUCUUACGUUAUUAUCUUAUUUGGCCUCACAGCCAUAAAGGAACUGAAGCUUACACUUAGUUGUAAUAACUUACAUGAUAUUUACUAUCAUACCUCUUAAUUUCGUAAAUUUCGAAUAUCACUUGGUAUUAAACUGGAAUGGAUUGCCUAAAACAGAGUACGAAUUGACAUUUUCAUGG